AUGCCUCCUUCAAAGCAAUUAAAGCAAAUAACACGAAAAGGAGCCACAAUUCUCUAUGAUUCUUUUGUUGUUCCAACCUUAACACGUCAUGAGAAAGCUAUUGACAAAGCAUUAGGAGUGGCACAAGAACAAGCAACAAAUAAGGGGAUAGAAUUAAGCAAAGAAGGAAUAGCUAAGUUGUACCAAAUAGCUGCUGAGG
Molecule: messenger RNA, 199 nt
Organism: Racocetra fulgida
Lineage: Eukaryota; Fungi; Glomeromycota; Glomeromycetes; Diversisporales; Gigasporaceae
Source: the annotation of a GenBank genome assembly